Strongylus vulgaris is the source of this 296-nucleotide messenger RNA. The record is from the annotation of a GenBank genome assembly. NCBI's taxonomy places the organism in Eukaryota, Metazoa, Nematoda, Chromadorea, Rhabditida, Strongylidae.
AUGAUGAAAGAAUGGGCGUUAAGGAAAGAUAGACGUCGUGCAGCAAUCUCUGCUGAAUCCAUUGAAGAAGAUGAUACUGAGUACAAGAAGGAGGAUGAAGCAAAAACGAUGUUUGAUGUUAUGUUCCCAGUUGAGAAACAAGCGGGUGAGACCAUCAUCAAGCAAGGAGAGGAGGGAGAUAAUUUUUACGUAAUCGACAAGGGAGUAAGUUACUGGUUCUCAAUAGAAUCAUUUUCGUCUGCAUUUCUUUUCGAUUUUCUUUCUUUUCUCUGCCUUCUAUCCAUCCAUAUAUGAAG